This is a messenger RNA of Rangifer tarandus platyrhynchus (Svalbard reindeer), 1104 nucleotides long. The record is from the annotation of a GenBank genome assembly. Lineage: Eukaryota; Metazoa; Chordata; Mammalia; Artiodactyla; Cervidae.
AUGGCUGCAGCGGAGACCGCCUUGCCCUCCAUCAGCACGCUGACCGCCCUGGGCCCCUUCUCGGACACACAAGAAGACAUCCUCAAGUGGUGGCGCUCUGAAGACGUGCAGGACUUGGGCCCGGGCCCCCCCGACCAUACUGGGCCACCCCUCGACGUGAGACCUGAGCUGGAGGACGCACCUGGGGAGGACGAAGAUGAUGACAGGGACGCAGCUACCCCCUGGGACCUGGAUCUCCUUCUCACCAACUUCCCGUGCCCAGAGCCCGGCGGCGCGCCCCAGACCUGCGCGCCUCAGGCUUGCGCUCUGGCGCCCGGCGAGGGCUCCGGAGCGCAAUUCCCACCGCCGCCUGAGACUCUGGGCGCGUAUGCGGGCGGCCCGGGGCUGGUGGCUGGGCUCUUGGGCCCUGAGGAGCACCUGGGCUGGGCGCGCCCGGCCCCACGAACCCCGGCUCCCGAUACCUUUGUGGGCCCAUCCCUGAUCCCGACCCCCGAGCCCAAAGCGCUGCCGUUGCAGCCGUUGUACCCGGGACCGGGCGCGGGUUCCUCCGGCAGCUACUUCCCGAGGACGGGUCUUUCAGUGCCUGCAGCGCCGGGCGCCCCCUACGGGCUGCUGUCCGGGUACCCGGCGCUGUACCCGAUGCCGCAGUACCAAGGGCAUUUCCAGCUCUUCCGCGGGCUCCAGGCGCCGGCACCCGGUCCCGCCUCGCCCCACUCCUUCCUGAGUUGUCUAGGGCCCGGGACGACGGGUGCAGGACUCGGGGGGACUACAGGAGACCCAGGAGGGACCGCGGAGGCCGCGCCAUCCAAGCGCAGCCGGCGAUCGUGGGCACGCAAGAGGCAGGCUGCGCAUACGUGCACGCACCCGGGGUGCGGCAAAAGCUACACCAAAAGCUCUCACCUGAAGGCGCACCUACGCACGCACACAGGGGAGAAGCCAUACGCCUGCACGUGGGACGGCUGUGGCUGGCGGUUCGCGCGCUCCGACGAGCUGACCCGUCACUACCGAAAGCACACAGGACAGCGCCCCUUCCGCUGCCAGCUCUGUUCACGUGCGUUUUCGCGCUCCGAUCAUCUGGCCUUGCACAUGAAGCGUCAUCUUUGA